Molecule: messenger RNA, 2442 nt
Organism: Aspergillus calidoustus
Lineage: Eukaryota; Fungi; Ascomycota; Eurotiomycetes; Eurotiales; Aspergillaceae
Source: the annotation of a GenBank genome assembly
AUGGCACACCUUCUUGCCUUGGGCCUGUUGGCUACUGCAGUCACAGGUCAGGACUUUAGUGGCGGUUCUCGUGAUGAGGAUGCUUUUAGCUAUGUUCAGCCGGAAAACACCACGAUUCUUGGUCCCUAUGGACACUCUCCUGCCGUCCUCCCUUCUCCCCGCACCUCCGGUUCCGGCGGCUGGGAGGAUGCUCUCUCACAGGCGCAGGACUUUGUCGCCCAACUGACCCUCGAUGAAAAGGCCGACAUGGUCACUGGCCAGCCCGGCCCCUGUGUUGGAAACAUCGUGGCCAUUCCUCGCCUCAACUUUAGCGGUCUUUGUCUCCAGGAUGGUCCCCUGUCCAUCCGUGUGGCCGACUAUGCCUCUGUCUUCCCUGCUGGUGUCACUGUCGCUUCUACCUGGGAUAGAGACCUCCUGUACGAGCGUGGGUAUGCCAUGGGCGAGGAAUUCAAGGCCAAGGGUGCCCAUAUCCUCCUCGGUCCCGUUGCUGGUCCCCUUGGACGUUCCGCCUACUCUGGCCGCAACUGGGAGGGCUUUGCCGCCGACCCCUACCUGACUGGUGUCGCCAUGGAGCAGACCAUCCGCGGCCACCAGGAUGCCGGUGUCCAGGCUGUUGCUAAGCACUUUAUCGGCAACGAGCAGGAGACUAUGCGUAACCCCACCUAUGACCCCAACGGAACCCUGACAGACGUCCUCCAGGAGGCUCUCUCCGCCAACAUUGAUGACCGCACCAUCCACGAACUGUACCUGUGGCCGUUUGCCAACGCGGCCCGGGCCAAGGUUGCCAGCUUCAUGUGCGCCUACCAGCGCCUCAACGGUUCGUACGCCUGCGAGAACUCAAAGGUCCUGAAUGGGCUGCUCAAGGAGGAGCUCGGCUUCCAGGGCUACGUCAUGUCCGACUGGGGCGGCACGCACUCCGGCAUGGCCUCGAUCGAGGGCGGUCUCGACAUGAACAUGCCCGGUGGUAUCGGCCCCUACGGUAUGGUCCCCGAGGCUGGCUCCUUCUUUGGCGGCAAUGUUACCACUGGUGUCAACAACGGAACCCUUGACGAGGCCCGUCUUGACGACAUGAUUGUCCGCAUCAUGACUCCCUACUUCUGGCUCGAGCAGGACGUCGACUUCCCCACCGUCGACCCCUCCUCUGCUGAUAUCAACACCUUUUCCCCGAAGGAUACCUGGCUCCGCGAGUUCAACCUCACUGGCCCUCGCAGCCGUGAUGUCCGCGGCAACCACGCCUCCAUCAUCCGCCGUCACGCCGCCGAAGCUACAAUCCUACUCAAGAAUGAGAACAACGCCCUCCCCCUGCGCGCUCCCAAGACCAUCGCCGUCUUUGGCAACGACGCUGGCGAGAACACCGCGGGCCCUCUGAACCAAGAUACCUUUGAAUUCGGCACCCUCGCUGCCGGCGGUGGCUCUGGAACCGGCCGCUUCACGUACCUCGUCUCGCCCCUGGCUGCUAUCAACGCCCGUGCCAAGUCCGACAACACCAGCCUCGUCCAGUACUGGCUCAACAACACACAGAUCGCAACCACGGAUGUUGCCGAUCUCCUUGCCAUCCCCGACCAGCCAUCCGUCUGCCUCGUCUUCCUCAAGACCUGGGCCGCCGAAGGUGAAGACCGUGCGCAUCUCAGCUCCGACUACAACGGCACUGACGUCGUCACCUCUGUUGCAUCCCACUGCAACAACACCGUCGUCGUCACCCACUCCUCUGGCAUCAACACCCUCCCCUUCGCCAACCACCCCAACGUAACCGCCAUCCUCGCCGCCCACUACCCCGGCCAGGAAUCCGGUAACUCCAUUGUCGAUGUUCUGUAUGGUGAUGUGAACCCCUCCGGCCACCUCCCCUACACAAUCGCCCUCAACGGAAGCGACUACAACGCCCCUCCCACCACCGCCGUCUCCACAAACGGGACGUACGACUGGCAGUCGUGGUUUGACGAGAAGCUCGAGAUCGACUACCGCUACUUUGACGCGCAUGACAUUGACGUCCAGUACGAGUUCGGCUUCGGUCUGUCGUACACCACCUUUAACCUCUCCUCCAUCUCCUCCACCCAGCUCGUCGACUCGAUCUCUUCUGAACCCGAACAGCGCGAGGUCCAGCCCGGCGGCAACCCGGCCCUCUGGGAAUCCCUGUACAACGUCACCGUCGAGGUGACAAACACUGGCGAGGUCGAUGGUGCCGCGGUUCCGCAGCUAUACGUCACAUUCCCCGACAGUACCCCCGCGGGUACACCACCCAAGCAACUCCGUGGCUUCGACAAGGUGGUUCUUGAGCCUGGCGAGUCAAGGACCGCCAGCUUUGAGCUUAUGCGCCGUGAUCUGAGUUACUGGGACGUUGUUAGCCAGGAGUGGUUGAUUCCCGAGGGCGAGUUUGUUGUCCGCGUUGGAUUCAGUUCGAGGGAUUUGAGGGAGACGGUUAGGAUUAGCCCUGUGCAGGCUUAG